UUUUGUAGUGGUAGCAUUGCGUUGCGCUUUUUGUUUCUUUAACACCGGCAAUUGCGGCAACCACGCCGGCAACACUGGUUUUGUUACAUUUGGCAUUUGGCUUUUGUUAUGGUUGAAAACAUGGCGGAAUUUGAUAAGACGGAAGAGGCUCCAAUCGACGAAAUGCGAAAAAAAUCGGAAAGUGAAUCAAAAUCGCAUUCUCACCAAGAUGAGGAUAGUGAAAGUUUGGAGGAACAGCCUCUGGAUAUUGGUGAACAUUAUUUGGUUCAGAGAUCUGAUGAUUCUUGGCAUCCUGCUGAAAUCAUACAGUCCAGAUACAAUGAUUUGGACAGACAAUAUGAGUAUUAUGUGCACUAUGAAGGAUAUAACCGUAGAUUAGAUGAAUGGGUACCCAGAGGAAGAAUUAUGUCCUCAAGAUUCAAUAUGACUGAAAAUGGCCAGAAAACUUCUGUUGACAUGAAGGCAUGGAAAGAUCGUCCAGUAAUCACUGAUUUAUUAGCAGAUAGUUCUGAUAGAAAAAUAACUCGAAACCAAAAAAGAAGGCAUGAUGAAAUUAAUCACAUUCAAAAAACAUAUGCAGAAAUGGACCCAACUACAGCAGCUCUAGAAAAAGAACAUGAACAAAUCACUAAAGUCAAAUACAUAGACAAGAUUCAAAUAGGUAGAUUUGAAAUUGAUACAUGGUACUUCAGUCCCUACCCAGAAGAUUAUGGAAGACAGAGUAAAUUAUGGAUUUGUGAAUAUUGUUUAAAAUAUAUGAGAUUGGAGAAAAGUUAUAGAUAUCAUAUGAGUGAAUGUACACAACGUCAACCCGUGGGAAAAGAAAUAUAUCGAAAAGGAACUCUAUCAGUAUAUGAAGUAGAUGGGAAAGAUCACAAAGUGUACUGCCAAAACUUGUGUUUACUCGCAAAAUUAUUUUUAGAUCAUAAAACUCUGUAUUUUGAUGUGGAACCAUUCCUCUUCUAUAUUCUUUGUGAAGUGGAUAAACAGGGGGCCCACAUUGUAGGAUACUUCUCCAAAGAAAAAGAAUCUCCAGAAGGUAACAAUGUGGCAUGUAUACUAACUCUACCACCCUAUCAACGCCAAGGAUAUGGAAAACUUCUCAUAGCAUUUAGUUACGAAUUAUCUCGACUGGAAUGUACUGUUGGCAGCCCUGAACAACCUCUCAGUGACCUAGGCAAAUUGAGCUAUCGAAGUUAUUGGAGUUGGGUUCUGUUGGAAAUAUUAAGAGAUUUCAGAGGAACUUUGUCAAUCAAAGAUUUGAGCCACAUGACGAGCAUCACACAGACAGACAUCAUCUCAACAUUGCAAAGUAUGAAUAUGGUGAAAUAUUGGAAGGGGCAACAUGUGAUCUGUGUAACACCGAAGUUGGUCGACGAACACAUAAAAUCUAGUCAGUAUAAGAGGCCGAGGCUUUGCGUUGACACCAGUGCAUUAAGGUGGACACCUCGAAGGCACGUUAAUAAUAAAAUAGGAAAAAAACAAAAUUAAAAUUAUGUUUACUGUGAAAAGUAUUAAAAUGUUCAAGCUUUAAUAAAAUAAAAAUCUUUUUUAUAGAAAGUCUGAU
Molecule: messenger RNA, 1567 nt
Organism: Phaedon cochleariae (mustard beetle)
Lineage: Eukaryota; Metazoa; Arthropoda; Insecta; Coleoptera; Chrysomelidae
Source: the annotation of a GenBank genome assembly